CGGAAGUGACGUGAAGAAAGCAGGGUCAACGAACCAGCCGUGCGCCGGAAGUUGCUGAAGAGAAAGAGCGUGCGGUGGGAACCGGUGGAGGAGGUUACGGUGUGACACAAUGGGGAAACAGAAGAAAGCAAAGAAAUAUGCUACCAUGAAACGCAUGAUCAGCCUACGUGAUCAGCGCAUCAAAGAGGCAGACCGAGCAAAACCCAAAGAGAAAAAGAAGGAAGAUCCCAGUGCAAUCAAAGAGAGAGAAGUCCCUAAAUAUCCCUCCUGCUUGUUCUUUCAAUAUAACACUCAACUAGGGCCUCCCUACUAUAUCUUGGUUGAUACCAACUUCAUUAAUUUCUCAAUCAAAGCCAAACUGGACCUAGUGCAAUCAAUGAUGGAUUGCCUCUAUGCCAAGUGUAUUCCCUGUAUCACAGAUUGUGUCAUGGCUGAAAUUGAAAAACUGGGACAGAAGUAUCGUGUGGCACUUAGGAUAGCCAAAGACCCACGAUUUGAACGCUUACCAUGCACUCACAAAGGAACCUAUGCAGAUGACUGUUUGGUGCAGAGGGUCACUCAGCACAAGUGUUACAUAGUGGCUACUGUAGACAGAGACCUCAAGCGGAGAAUACGGAAGAUCCCUGGAGUUCCAAUAAUGUAUAUAUCCAAUCACAGGUAUAACAUUGAGAGGAUGCCUGAUGACUAUGGGGCCCCCCGAUUUUAAUCACCCGUUGGAAUGAGUCCAAAAUAGGCCUGCUGCUCCACAUUCUAAAUCCUGAGCCUGUUAUAAGGUUCCUCUGUUUCUAAUUCACUUCUAAUUAACUUGUUCAGCUAGUUAAGUAAGUGAACUGAUUUCAUGGAGUUUGCUUCUUGGAGAAAAAAGCAUAUUGAAUUUCUUCCCUUGUUCUGUACUCUGGGAUAAAUAAUUCCUUAUGGUUUAGAUAGAGGCUUUUGGGAAUGUCUUCUGUAUUUGAGUUCUUUUUUGUACUGAAGCUAUCUUAAUUAAAGUUUCUCAUGACACUUCUGUAGGAAGUGUUGAGAGGGGCCCUUCAAGGGAAUAUAUGCAGAAAUUUGGUGUCUUGCUUGGACCUAUGGAAAUGCAGAUCAUUCUGAAAAUCUUUAAUCUGCAAAAAGGCACGUUUCUUGGACACUUCCAGAUUCAAAUGUUUCAUUUUCAGUCAGCAUUCUAGUGAAGCCAUAUCAGCAAUAUUAAAACAGUUCCAUUUGUAGUUUUCAGGGGGUAUAAUCAACUCUGGAAAAACAAUAAAGAGAAGUUAGCUUAAAAUCUGGCUAAUAUGUUUGGUGUUUUUUUUCCUUUGAUGGCUGCUCUUUAAUAUAAUAGAGUCCUUAUACCUUUAAGGUAAGCAAACCUGUCCAUUUUUUAUUGUACAUAUAAAAAGGAAUUUGGAUGUAAUGGUAUGGCUGAUUUUUAUUAACGAGUUAUGCAAAAAUAAACAAAACAGUAUAAAUAAAAUGGAUCAACUAAUUAAUCUUA
Molecule: messenger RNA, 1477 nt
Organism: Hemicordylus capensis (graceful crag lizard)
Lineage: Eukaryota; Metazoa; Chordata; Lepidosauria; Squamata; Cordylidae
Gene: FCF1
Product: FCF1 rRNA-processing protein
Exons: 8
Coding region: 110-706 (198 amino acids)
Cellular component (GO): nucleolus; small-subunit processome
Source: RefSeq, a predicted model, not a curated record